AUGGAUCUCGGAACAAAAGGACACGUCGCCGACUCACCAUGGAGAUUGCUCAUGCUCUGCGCCUACAACGCCAGGACAGCUCCACCAUCGCUGAUCUUCACGCCCUUCUCAAGCAGCAGGGCGCAUCAACUACCGCGUAAUCGCCUUACAGGUCCAAACAAAGUCCAAGAAGACGGACGGAGGCAGCAGUUCCACGCCAAUCUUUUUUUGCUCGUCAACACCCGUGUCAAACCCCGUUAUUCCCACUGA
Molecule: messenger RNA, 249 nt
Organism: Strongylus vulgaris
Lineage: Eukaryota; Metazoa; Nematoda; Chromadorea; Rhabditida; Strongylidae
Source: the annotation of a GenBank genome assembly